Molecule: messenger RNA, 2353 nt
Organism: Tuber melanosporum (Perigord truffle)
Lineage: Eukaryota; Fungi; Ascomycota; Pezizomycetes; Pezizales; Tuberaceae
Exons: 5
Coding region: 338-2155 (605 amino acids)
Biological process (GO): protein phosphorylation
Molecular function (GO): protein kinase activity; ATP binding
Source: RefSeq, a predicted model, not a curated record
CACUACUAGACACUGGUUCCCAUGGGUAUUUGAUUUAUGAGCGAUAGCUAUCAACAUAAUUCUCCUAUAGUCAAGGCUGCUAGAGGAGAGUAAUUGUCGUGUUGCCGCUCGUGGCUAUACCUCGGAGACAGACUUUUGAUUUUGGCGAAUAUUUUUGAGGUUGGGACUCUGCGGCGGGAGGGUUUACUGACUUUCCCCUGUCGCUUUUGCCAUCACACUCUUCGCUUGAUUCACGAAUCCUCACCUCCAUAUUCUCUAGCCACGGCCAUCCUGACUUUGCAUUCCGCUUUUUCAACUACUUCAGAGUGUGUUCGGGACUCAAAGAGCCUCGGGAGUCAUGGACAAGGCUCAAUCCGAUUUGGUUGUGUGGUAUAAAAUCGAAACAGAGUUCCGUCAGGAUCAUGUCACACACACAAUAUAUGUGGAGAAAGCGAGAUGUAGGAAUGAGAAAGUGAAGGAAGUUUGGCGAGAUUGUGAGGAACUCGGCAGGGGGGGGUUCGGUGUCGUCCAUAAGCAGAUUCAGAGGGCUACUGGCCACUACCGCGCGGUAAAGACGAUUGAUAAAUCGAGGCUGCCUCCCGAUCUCGAUUACUCUAGGGAGCUUCUUGUGAUGGCCAUAUUGGCAAAGCGUCCGUCAUUGUUUGUGGAGUUUCUGGGAUGGUUCGAGCAACCCGCGAAUCUGUACAUUGCAAUGGAAUAUCUUGAGGAAGGUGAUCUCACCAAGCAUAUCGGUAAACCAUUACCGCAAGACACCGUUCGAAAUAUUUCAAUUCAGAUACUCGAGGGCCUCGAAGUAAUGCAUCAGCAGGGGAUAGCUCAUCGGGAUCUAAAGCCUGCGAAUAUUUUUGUAGUUUCCAUGUCUCCCGUCUGGGUCAAACUGGGGGAUUUCGGAAUAUCAAAACGGAUCCAGGAAGCUUCCACGGAAUUUCGCACCCAGGCAUUUACUCAAGCCUACAGCGCUCCCGAGGUUCAGGGGUUGGACUCCAAUAGCGAAACCUCUGCCUAUACGAAUUCUGUUGACAUUUGGUCGCUCGGAUGUGUUAUAUAUGAGUUACUUGUAGGGACGAUGCUAUUCCCAGGAGAAGGUGAUGUAGCCCGUUACUUCUUCGGGAAAUUGCUCUUUCCCGAGGACAAAUUAAAAGGGUUAUCGCCCCCAACAGACGAUGUCGGAAUUUUAUUAUUAAAGUCCAUGCUUGCAAUUCAACCCGAGGGACGCCCCACCGCGGCUGGUGCGCUGGAUCAUGUGUGGUUGGCGGAACUUGAGGAUGGUGAGGGUAGCGGAGAUGCCCAAGGUGAAACGGCACAGCGUCGACCAAAAGAAAGGAUCAGGGGGAUCCGGACCUCCCGGAACAACACAGAGUACACCCUGGGAAGCGUAGCUUCAGGGCCGGGUCCGGGAAAUUAUCCUACCACCCCGAUUAGCACUGCUAUAUUGACACCACCGAAUACGGCCCCCGUCGAGGGCCCAUCGGCGCGGGAGGGGUCCCCGAAACCGGGACCGACAGCAGACGCCCCACAAUCACCAAGCGACCCAUCCCAAGAGCCCGAAGGCGCAAAGGAAGAAAUGGAUCCGCAAUAUCCCGCAAACGUGUCUCCAGGAUCUCCCACAGGUGAUCCUCCGACGCCCGACCCUCACAAUGGAGAUGGACCUCAAUUGACCCCGGUGACAAAUGGACCGGUGGAACCCGCCCCAAAUCACAACGCCCCCGCCUCCGCUCUAGAUGUACCUACAACGAGAAUUGCGCACCGACGAACCUACCCUACCCGGAAGAGCAGGUUCAGGUCAGAUGAUUCGGAAACUUCAGAGGACGAAGGCUCGCCGAAUUCUACGCCUAAUGCCCUCAAUGGGGAGGGUGGCGGGGGCCGGGGCGACACAGACAUCAAUCCACUGAACAUUCCUAACAUUGGGCAAAGCCCUAAUGCAGGACAGAACCCUAAUGACGGACAGAAUCCUGCCGCUGACUCGGAUCCUAGUCAGGGUCCCAAUGUUGGAUUAAACUCUAACUCCGAUGGAGAUCGGACCCCUAGGCGAGAAUUGGGCACUGGAGGGAACUCUGGUAUUGGGUGGAGCCCCAAUGCCGGAGGAAACCUCGGACUGAACCCCCAUCUCGUGCUGAACCCAAGCCUGCUGGUAGCCGAGCCUAGGUCAGGCUGAGAGAACAAUAUCAUACCAGCGACAGAAGUGGAGGGGGUGUAGGAAACCGGGGAAAUACAUCACACAUCAGGGGUGACUGAAUCAUGAAGUGGAAUGAAAUUUUUGGCUAGGUUCAGAAAGAUCAAUCGUAAUUUUUAUUGCUAUCUACCUGUAUUUACAAUGUCAAGUUUGAACUUACGAAAUCGAAGGGAAUUCGCU